AUGGAAUCGUGAAUUCCACCAUUCAUUUUUCUGUACCACGACUAUGCUCUUCUUCCCUCUUCAUCAACUCCAUUCUCCUGCUCCCUGAAAUAUCUCGAGGACAAGACGAAGGAGCCUGACCAUGAUGUGGAAGCAAGCUGGCCCUUCUCGGCAAAUCUUGACGCGAUGCUUUCACGCCACAGCUUCCAACGCUUCUCACAUUGGGAUCCUGCCUGUACCUGUCCCUCCCUCGGUUUCGCUCACUCUGCCGCCAUUGUCCAUCCCCCCCGAUUCUCCCAUCACUUCGGAAACAGGGAAUCGUGUUUUGACCGUCGCUGGUCCAUUAGGGACACAAUUUGUCCUCGUUCAUCCUCCAGUGAUAUUACGCCCGCCGUCAGCAGAGACACCAAAUAUCGGUGUGUCUGUACAUGACCCCAAACUCCCGCAACACCGGAGCCUCUGGGGAUUUACCAGGUCUAUGAUCAACAAUGCAGUUGUCGGCGUAUCUGAAGGAUAUAAAUUGGACAUUCGCUUGGUCGGAGUUGGAUACCGAGCUUCGAUGGAACCCAUCCCUCCAGUAUUUCUCGACAUGAUGAAGCGAUUACCUCCGAAGGUUCGAGCGCUGAAACCUGGUUCACCACCUCCUGUACCAAGAUCCUUGCCCACACACCGCCUCAACCUGAAGCUUGGAUACUCACAUCCAGUCCUCAUUGAUAUUCCCUCCGACAUCAAAGUCGAAAUCACAGCCCCGACGACAAUGGUUUUAUCUGGGACGGACAAGAACCAAUUAGGGUUGUUUGCAGCUACAAUCAGGCGGAAGCGCAAGCCAGAGCCAUACCGCGGAAAGGGUAUUUUUGUUGGCGGCGAGACCAUCAAACUGAAAGAAGUGAAGAAGAAGUAGUAGUAGUAGUAGUAGUA
Molecule: messenger RNA, 897 nt
Organism: Kockovaella imperatae
Lineage: Eukaryota; Fungi; Basidiomycota; Tremellomycetes; Tremellales; Cuniculitremaceae
Product: ribosomal protein L6, alpha-beta domain-containing protein
Exons: 3
Coding region: 122-880 (252 amino acids)
Biological process (GO): translation
Cellular component (GO): ribosome; mitochondrial large ribosomal subunit
Molecular function (GO): structural constituent of ribosome; rRNA binding
Source: RefSeq, a predicted model, not a curated record